Molecule: messenger RNA, 369 nt
Organism: Blepharisma stoltei
Lineage: Eukaryota; Ciliophora; Heterotrichea; Heterotrichida; Blepharismidae
Source: the annotation of a GenBank genome assembly
AUGAUUAAGAAAGGAAAAGAAUUGCACGAAGUGAAGCACAAGGAGAAAAGAAAAGCAGAAAUUGGAGCAAGAAAAUCAGCAAAAUGGAAAGCAAAAAUGAAAGCAAAAGAGAUGGAAGAAAAUGAAAGGCAAGCAAGAAACGAAGCGGUCACUGGUGUGGAAAAGGAAAGGGACAUUGAAAGAGAAAGCCAGGGUAGAAUGGAGAAAGGAAAAGAAUCAUGAUGCAGAAAAAGAGAGAUUGGCGAAAAGAUUGGACGGUAUUGGGGUCAAUUUCGGGAAUUUAGGCCUUGCAAAAGUAGCAUUAUACAAUUGGGAGAUGGAGGAAAUGAUAGGGAAUUUGAGGAAAGAAGGAAAAUGGGUGCAGGCUAA